AUGACAUCAACAGGGAAAGAAGGCAGCGGAGCUCAACAUGCACAAUAUGUUGGACCCUAUCGUUUGGAGAAAACCCUAGGAAAAGGACAGACAGGGCUUGUGAAGUUGGGGGUUCACUGUGUCACGUGUCAGAAGGUCGCGAUAAAAAUUGUCAACAGAGAGAAGCUCAGUGAGUCGGUGCUAAUGAAGGUGGAGCGGGAAAUAGCCAUCCUGAAGUUGAUAGAACAUCCCCAUGUUUUAAAGCUGCAUGAUGUUUACGAAAAUAAAAAAUAUUUGUAUUUGGUGCUAGAACAUGUGUCAGGUGGGGAGCUCUUCGACUAUCUCGUAAAAAAGGGAAGAUUGACACCAAAAGAAGCCAGGAAGUUCUUCCGACAAAUCAUCUCUGCUUUAGACUUCUGCCAUAGUCACUCAAUAUGCCACAGGGACUUAAAACCAGAAAACCUACUGCUGGAUGAAAAGAACAACAUCCGGAUAGCAGACUUCGGGAUGGCAUCGCUGCAGGUUGGAGACAGCUUGUUAGAAACCAGUUGUGGAUCACCACAUUAUGCUUGUCCUGAAGUCAUCCGGGGAGAAAAAUAUGAUGGAAGGAAAGCAGACGUCUGGAGCUGCGGAGUCAUUUUGUUUGCGUUGCUAGUGGGUGCCCUGCCUUUCGAUGACGACAACUUGCGGCAACUGCUGGAGAAGGUGAAGCGUGGAGUGUUCCACAUGCCCCAUUUUAUCCCCCCUGACUGUCAGAAUCUUUUGCGGGGGAUGAUUGAAGUGGAUGCCUCGAAACGUCUCACGCUAGAACAUAUUCAGAAACACAUAUGGUAUAUAGGGGGUAAGAAUGAGCCAGAACCAGAGCAACCAAUCCCUCGAAAGGUGCAGAUUCGUUCUCUGCCUUCCUUGGAGGAUAUUGAUCCAGACGUGUUAGAUAGCAUGCACUCGUUAGGCUGCUUCCGUGACCGAAAUAAACUCUUACAGGACUUGUUGUCGGAAGAAGAAAACCAAGAAAAAAUGAUUUAUUUUCUUCUGCUUGACCGGAAGGAGAGGUAUCCUAGUCAUGAAGAUGAGGAUCUUCCCCCUAGAAAUGAAAUAGAUCCCCCCAGGAAGCGCGUGGACUCCCCAAUGCUGAACAGGCACGGGAAGCGGCGGCCAGAGAGGAAAUCCAUGGAGGUUCUCAGCGUCACAGAUGGUGGAUCCCCAGUUCCUGCUCGCAGAGCCAUUGAAAUGGCACAGCAUGGACAGAGUAAAACAAUGUUCAGUAAAAGCCUGGAUAUCUCUGAAGCCAAUCCCAAAUUCAACAAAGAAGAAAGGUCUCGGUCAAUCAGCGGAGCAUCGUCUGGGCUCUCCACCAGUCCUCUCAGCAGUCCAAGGCCUAUCAGAAAGUUCUUCAUCCCCCCUCAGACCUCCGACCUCCCUUUCUCUCCCCGACCCCAAGUCUCCUUGGACCCUGAUGCUUGUAGGAACGCCUCCAGGCCUGGACAUGUACUCCAACCAAAGCCAGCACUUCAGCCCAACCCAAAGACGCAGACUUUGCCAUCCAAGAGCAAAUUGGCUGAAAAACCACUCCAGUCUACUAAAUCCAACCCACUCCCUGCCAGCAAUGCCAGCGCCCCCUCUUCCCAGAACAACCCUGUGCAGAACGCUCAGGGCCGCUCACCUGCUGCCGGCUUUAACCCACAGCUGGCUGUUCCUAAACUGCAGACCAACCCUAUGUCUCCUGUUAGAUUGCUCCCUUCUAGUACUGACCCAAGCACCAAAUCUAUCCCCAUCAUACAGGUCACCCCUCACCCCUCUCCAAGGGGAAGUCCCCUCCCUACCCCCAAGGGGACACCUGUUCAUACGCCAAAGGAGAGCCCAGCAGGCACACCCAACCCAACACCACCAUCCAGCCCCAGCAUUGGAGGAAUGCCUUGGAGGACACGGCUCAACUCCAUCAAGAAUAGUUUCCUGGGGUCUCCUCGCUUCCAUCGUCGGAAAUUACAAGUACCUACACCUGAAGAGAUGUCUAAUUUAACCCCAGAAUCAUCCCCAGAGCUUGCCAAAAAAUCCUGGUUCGGUAACUUCAUCAACUUGGAGAAAGAAGAACAGAUUUUUGUGGUCAUUAAGGACAAGCCAUUAAGCUCCAUUAAGGCUGAUAUAGUCCACGCUUUCCUCUCGAUCCCAAGUCUCAGUCACAGUGUCAUCUCACAGACAAGUUUCCGUGCAGAAUAUAAGUCCACAGGAGGUCCUGCUGUCUUCCAGAAGCCAGUGAAGUUCCAGGUGGACAUAACAUACACAGAAGGGGGAGAGGCGCAAAAGGAGAACGGGAUCUACUCUGUCACUUUCACACUCUUAUCAGGUCCAAGCCGUCGCUUUAAGAGGGUAGUAGAAACCAUUCAGGCACAGUUGUUAAGCACACAUGACCAGCCUUCAGUGCAGCAGUUAUCAGACACCACUAACUGUAUGGAGUUGAUGACUGGCAGACUUUCCAAAUGUGACGAGAAGAACGGGCAGGUGAGCCAUCCCCCCGGCACGCCAACCAAGCAUAGCGCAAACAGCAAGCGGAGCGAUUCCGGUUCUAAUGACUAUGGGUCUAGAGGAGACAAUAAGUACCCUGCUGGCAAAGACAAGGCAAAGAUGGUCUCAUCAGUCGGCCUACAAGACCAACCUUAAAUAAACACAUAAAAAAUUAAAUAACUUAGAGAAAAAAAAAAAAAGGAAACAGAACAAAACAAAAGGAAAAAAAGCAAGAAAGAAUGAAAGAAUAUUCCUUAGCAAGCUAGCCUCUAAACUAGAAGGAUGUAUAUACCUUGCCACAACAGUACAAAACUGUCUAUAGACAAAUUUUGUAUGAAGGAAUGACUGUAUAUAUAUACAUAUAUAUAUUUAUAUAUGAUAUAUAAUAUAUAUCUCAGAAACAAACACAAAAUCAAACGAAUGAAAGAAUGAAAAGAAAAGAAAGAAAAGAAAAGGUAGCACAGAUGACAAACCCAGUUCACCAGAUCUUGGGUUGUGGUUUUUUUCAAUUGUUUUUUUUCCUCCCUUUUUUGAAUGUUUUGAUUUUUUCCUCCUUCCUGAUUUUUUUGUUUUUUCUUUUUUGAUUUUUUUCCUUUUUGGGUUUGUUUUGUUUUCUUUUGUUUUGUUUCUUGUUCUGUUCAUGCUCUCUCUGUGUUUCUGACGACACCACUUGUUUCCGCUCUGCUACCAGGAAUUAUCCCGAAAAGUUAACAUGUCAGCCACGGCUUCACCUUCUGUGCUCUGCGGACACUUGUUGACGGAAGGCAACCGAUGUAGACUGUCCAAGGACCAGUCCUGUUUGAGGUUCCCAGCCUCCCCUCUCCCUUCAGGAAGUGGGCUUCUUUCCCACUUCUCCCCAGUCACCUCCCCAGUGCACGCCUGGUUUUUUUUCUCCCCUCUCUUUUUCUUUUUUGGCGCUCCACAAGAGACAUCUGCUCAGUUAUGGGAUUGCAGAGUCUGGGCUCAAAGGAGGUUGCAGAUUGUUGGAGUGAAUUAUUUACCCUUGGCAACUUCUGUCCGCGCAGGUGAUUGCAGCCCGGAGAGGGAGGGUGUGGGGGAGGAGACGGGUGUAGCAGGAGCGCAGUGUUCCAUGAAUCCAGAGCGCGUUCUCAUCAGAAACCAGCCAGGAGCAACUCAAAACUAAGCGGUGAACCAAGACAAUAUUGGGGAGCUUCAUCACGGGAUUUUCUUAUCCUUUUUUUUUUUCUCCCCACCACCUUUUCCUUUUCUUUUGCCCCCUUUUUUUAUAUAUACAUGUAUAUAUGUGUGUAUAUUUAUGUAUAAAUAUAUAUACAUACAUACAUAUAUAUAUACACACACACAAACUAAUUGUUUUUUUUAUACUGUAUCAUUUUGCUUUUUAACCUGCUGGAAGGGGAAAGGAGUAAACAUAGGAGGGAGAGGGGGUUCAAUGAAUAAACACAUACAAACAAAACAUUAAAACUUAGGGAAAAGGCAACUUCUGGUAGCAAAGAAGAGGGACAAGACUCUGCCAAGGACUGUCUCUCCCAUCACCAGGCACAGUUGCCGCUGCUGCUACUGCUGCUCCUCCUUCGACACCUUCCUCCCCACCUGUCAACUCCCUGCCACUGUGCCACUGCGCUGGGACCUUCUUCAACCAGCUGGAUCCUCCACCACACCCUGCAUUUAGAGGCAAUUGUUGUGUUGCUAGUGCUGCAUUGAUAUCAGUAUUAUUAUUUCUUUAAGUUACCAGUUUCAUUUGUUGGCUUGGGUGGUUUUUUUCUUAAAAAAAAGAGGAAAAAAGAAAAAAAAAAGAAAAAAAAAGAAGAUGAAGAGGAGGAAGAAAAGAGACUUAUAUUGGGUUUUAUUUCCUCUGUGUGUAUGUGUGUGUGUGUGCAAAAUCACUGGCACUUGGUUCAUCAGAGCAAGACAAGGUGGAGUCAGGGCAAUGGGAGACUUAAUCACGAAGCUACUGUAAACUUUAAAAUUUACUGCAAGAUAUUUUUAUAAAGGUUUUGGUUUGUUUUGGUUUUGUUUUUUUUUUUUUCUUUUGAAAGGGAGGAGGGUGGGAUUGGGUGGAUGGGGACCUUUUUUUUUGUGUUUCAGUUAUUAGGUCUUGGUUAUUUAUAUAUACAUAUAUAUAUAUUUAAAAAAAUAAGCUGUUAGAUAUAUCUUCUGUUUAAUAACUGUGUAGAGGCAACAUUGAUUCUUAUUUAUUUUGCAGAGGAGGGGGAAAAAAGACACAGAAAUCUUGUAAGUGUUAAUUUUGUGACUUUGAGAAAGAAGAAUUGCCACCUUUUUUCCUCCUCCUCAAGAGUUAUGUGACCAAGUGUAACUUAUUCUGGCCCAAGCUCAAAGGUUAAACAAACAACAAAAUGUGGUUUUACACGUGGAAGACAAAACACAGUGAGAAGUAUUUCUUGACUGAGAUUUUAAGAAUGUAGGCUUAGCAUUAGUGUUCAGCUCUUUUAUGACCUUCGAUUGCUGCUCGUUGGGUUCCUAUGGGUGUAUGUUGUAUCGCAAGAUUUUUUUUUUAAUGAUAAUGUUGGAUGAGUUCUUUUUUGUUGUUGUUGUCGUUGUUGGUUUUUUUAAUCAUUUUUCCCCUUCUUGGACCAGUUUUACUUGUACAUAGGUUUGAAGAUUAAAAAGAAUUUUUAAAGACACAACUGGGGCAAAGACCUUUGACUUCUGCCCUGUUUCCCCAUUCCCCAAAAUGGGAGGGAUUUAUUUUAUUUUUUUUGCUUUAUUUAUUUAUUUAUUUAUUUCCCCUACUCUUAAACUUUUCUCUCUCGUAUUGCUGUGUGCAUGUCAGACACCAGGGGGUGAUGGCUGGGGAGGGGGGGAGGCAAGGGUGCAGGAGAGGGGGGCAGUUUUAAUUGCAUGACAUUGCUGUAAAUUAGUCUCUUUUGCUUUCGUUGUCUUUCCUGCCUCUGCCCUCUCUCUACUUCUCCUCCGAGCUCCCCUCCCAUCACCCCCGUCCUUCUUUUCCCUCUUUUCUCUUCCCUUGUGUAUAGAUUUUGAUGCUUCUGUUACAUUGUACCUCUACAAAAGGCUGGGAUUUCAAUACAAGAAUAAUAAUAAUAAUUUAAAAAUACCUAUAUCAGCAAAACCCAUGUGGUACAAGCAGGAAGGGGAUUACUCACACAAGAUAUAAGAAUAAAUGAAAGCAAUACCUCUUGUUAUCCUUCCUAUUUUGUACUUCGAAGACACACACUCGCGCACACACACAUAUACAGACACAAACUGACAUUAUUUAAUGGUUUGAAAUGGACAAAAAAAUCUGAUGUAUCCCUUGUUAAAUAACUGUGAGCAACUUUAGUUCAAAAACCAAUAAAUUCAUUCAGUAAAGA
This is a messenger RNA of Camarhynchus parvulus, 5792 nucleotides long. RefSeq names its product BR serine/threonine kinase 2 (gene BRSK2). Gene Ontology annotation, cellular component: cytoplasm. Gene Ontology annotation, molecular function: tau-protein kinase activity; protein serine/threonine kinase activity; ATP binding. NCBI's taxonomy places the organism in Eukaryota, Metazoa, Chordata, Aves, Passeriformes, Thraupidae. The record is from RefSeq and is a predicted model, not a curated record. Bases 1 to 2637 code for a protein of 878 amino acids. Gene Ontology annotation, biological process: microtubule cytoskeleton organization; intracellular signal transduction; protein phosphorylation. The transcript is spliced from 21 exons.